Balearica regulorum gibbericeps (East African grey crowned-crane) is the source of this 1260-nucleotide messenger RNA. RefSeq names its product solute carrier family 22 member 6-A-like. Gene Ontology annotation, cellular component: membrane. The record is from RefSeq and is a predicted model, not a curated record. Gene Ontology annotation, molecular function: transmembrane transporter activity. Gene Ontology annotation, biological process: transmembrane transport. Lineage: Eukaryota; Metazoa; Chordata; Aves; Gruiformes; Gruidae.
CCCUGCCACGAUGGCUGGGACUACGACCGCAGCAUCUACGUGGCCACCAUCGUCACCGAGUGGGACCUCGUCUGCAGCUACCGGCAGCUCCGGCAGAUGGCCCAGUCCAUCUACAUGGCCGGGGUCCUGGUGGGCGCCCUGGUCCUGGGGGGUCUCUCGGACAGGUUUGGGCGCAAGGCCAUGUUGAUGUGGUCCUACCUGCAGCUGGGGGUGAUGGGGACGUGCACGGCCUUUGCCCCCAACUACGCGUCCUACUGCGUCUUCCGCUUCGCCGGUGGCAUGGCACUCUCCGGCUUCGGCCUCAGCAUCGCCUGCCUAGUGGUGGAGUGGAUCCCCACGCCCUACCGCGCCAUCACCGUGGCCAUCACCGGCUUUGCCUACACCCUGGGCCAGAUCCUGCUGGCUGGCGUGGCCUAUGCCGUCCCCCACUGGCGCUGGCUCCAGCUCACCGUCUCCCUGCCCUUCUUCGUCUUCCUCCUCUACUCUUGGUGGUUGGCUGAGUCCGCCCGUUGGCUGGUGCUCUCAGGGAAGGCUGAGAGGGCUGUGAAGGUCCUGCAGCGAGUGGCCAGGAUUAACAAGAGAAAGGAGGAAGGGGAGAAGAUCACGGUGGAGAUCCUGAGGUCCAACAUGAAAGAGGAGCUGGAUGGUCUGAAGUCCUCCUACACCAUCUCCGACCUGGUCCGGACCCCAGUUAUCCGUCACAUCUUCUUCUGCCUCUCCAUCGUCUGGUUCUCCAUCAGUUUCUCCUAUUAUGGGCUGGCCAUGGACCUGCAAAACUUUGGUGUCAGCAUUUACCUCAUCCAGGUGAUUUUUGGUGCCGUCGACUUCCCGGCCAAAGUGGUGGUGACCAUCUCCCUGAGCUACAUCGGCCGACGUGUGUCACUCAUGGUGGCCCUCUUCUUGGCAGGGCUUGUCAUCAUUGCCAACAUCUUUGUCUCCACAGAGCUGCAGACAGUGCGCACGGCGCUGGCCGUCAUCGGCAAGGGUUGCCUCUCUGCUUCCUUCAACUGCGUCUUCCUCUACACCACCGAGCUCUACCCCACGCCCAUCAGGCAGACUGGGCUGGGCUUUGGCAGCACCAUGGCCCGAGUGGGUGGCAUUGUGGCACCACUGGUGAAGAUGAUGGAUGAGUACUACCCCUUCUUGCCCCCUGCGGUCUACGGGGUGGCCCCGGUGGUGGCAGCCGUGGCAGCCGGCUUCCUCCCAGAGACCCUCAACAUGCCGCUGCCCGAUACCAUCGAGGAGGUGGAGAGCAGGUGG